Molecule: messenger RNA, 1012 nt
Organism: Solanum lycopersicum (tomato)
Lineage: Eukaryota; Viridiplantae; Streptophyta; Magnoliopsida; Solanales; Solanaceae
Gene: MKS2b
Product: methylketone synthase IIb
Cellular component (GO): chloroplast
Molecular function (GO): fatty acyl-[ACP] hydrolase activity
Source: RefSeq, marked validated
CUUGAAACAAACUUCCCAAUAUUUUGAAUCUCCCUCUACAAAUUCUUCACACACAAAAAAAAAUGUCACAAUCCAUAGUUUCCCCUUUGAUUGGCAACAAUUGCCUUAUCUCACUGUUUCCGAAUCGUCGGCCACCAUCUACAUUUCCGGUCAGGCAACUCCAUCUUCCAAAUUUACAGUUAUCAGCCAGUAAAUCGCGGAGUUUUGACACUAAUGCAUUUGAUCUCAAUGGUACACGAGGAAUAGGUGACCUAUAUUUCCAUGAAGUUGAACUCAAAGUCAGGGACUAUGAAUUGGAUCAAUUUGGUGUUGUAAACAAUGCUACUUAUGCAAGUUAUUGUCAACAUUGCCGUCAUGAAUAUCUAGAAAGAAUUGGCCUAAGUGUUGAUGAAGUAUGUCGCAAUGGUGAUGCAUUAGCAACAACAGAAAUUUCACUCAAGUAUCUAGCACCUCUAAGGAGUGGAGAUAGAUUCGUCGUGAAGGUGAGAUUAUCCGGCUCUACAGCUGCUCGUUUGUAUUUCGAGCAUUUCAUCUUCAAGCUUCCAGAUCAAGAGCCUAUCUUGGAAGCAAGAGGAACAUCAGUGUGGCUUGAUAAAAGCUACCGUCCUGUUCGAAUUCCGUCAGAGUUCAGAUCAAAAUUUGAUCAGUUUAUUCAUCAGAAGGGAUCUAAUUACUAAUGUGUUUGUGAACAAAAUGCAGCAAGAGUUCUUCUGAGGUGAAAAUUUGUACUAUUUAUACAACUAAUGUAUUGGUCAAUAUCACUUUUGGUCCCUCGGUUUUUAAUAAAUUCUGAAUUUAGUCCUUGUGAUCUAGAUCUACCUUUACUCCACAUGUAGGGGUAAGGUUACGUACGUUCAGAACAUCCUCUUCAUACUCCACAUGUCGAGUUAUAUUGGAUAUAUAUGUUAUCGUUCUGAAUUUAGUCUUGUAAUAUUUAACUACAUUUGAUCUUCUAUUAAUUGAACCCCUUUACUUGUGAGUAUUUUAUAAAGUUACUAUAUAUGAUUAUCAA